UGCCACGGUGAGGCUCUGUGAAAUCAGGAGGUGGGAGGAGCAUGGGGGGGCAGUCUGCUGAGGCAAUGUGAAUGGGCAAUUCUUUCUUGGGCAUGUGAGAUGGAAAAUUAUCGCAUGUAUGAUUCACGUCCGAACCUCAGUGGCGAGAGCUAGACGGCAGCCCCUCCAGGUGUUUCCAGAGCCUCGGGCUCCGGGUUUAGCACACCAGCUCAAGUCCUGCAGGGGGAAAAGCAGAGGAGAGUCCCUAGAGGUCUUGGCUUGAGCCUUGGAAGGAACCGGAAAUGACCCUGACCUUUGGCCUUCCCUCAGAGCCCAGCAAGAUGGCAGCCGCGAACGACGGGGAGGCGAGGGUCAGCCAACGGCCUUCCAUCGCCAUUGGCGCGGGCAACGGACGGGUGAAGGGCAGGCGGCGGGCAUGGCUGCUGUCGGGGGUGGUGAGCGCCAAUGUCCUGAUCCUGGGGUGCGCCCUGGUGAGCGGGAGUGCCUUCAGCGAUGUGAACGUCUCCCCCGCCGAGGUGCAGAUCUUCCUCACCAUCCUCCUCCUCCUCACCAUAGCCUGGAUGUUGUUCUACACGGCCUACACAGCUCACAGGGACGGUGCUGUGCUCUACAAGGACGGCCACGCCGGACCCAUCUGGCUCAGAGGGGGGCUGGUUUUGUUUGGGAUAUUCAGCCUGAUCAUGGAUGUCUUCAAAAUCGCCAACUACACGGGUUACACGCACUGCGACUCAGCCGUGAAGAUCGUUUAUCCUGCCGUGCAAGCUGUCUUCAUACUCGUGCAGACCUAUUUUCUGUGGUUCCAUGCCAAAGACUGUGUUCAGGUCCAAAAGAACAUAACAUGCUGUGGCCUCAUGCUGUUGCUGUCUACAAAUCUGAUGAUCUGGAUGGCCUCGGUCACAGAGGAAUCCCUGCAUCAGACCGACAUACCGGACAACAACACUGCAAGAGCUCUGGAGGACAACGACUGCCACUGUAGCCACUCGGCCUGUGAGAUUUUCGAGGAGGCCUACCAGUACCUGUACCCCUUCAACAUCGAGUACAGCCUCUUCGCCUCCGCCAUGGCCUACAUCAUGUGGAAGAACGUGGGCCGGCUGGUGGACGAGCACGGCCACCACCACCACCACCCGCACCCCAGGUUCCGCUUCCAGGGCGUGCUGUUGGGCCCCACGGCCGGGCUGGUGAUGCUGGUGGCGGGCCUGGCCACCUUUGUGGUGUACGAGGUGGACGUGAAGUCCAGCCACCCGGUCACCAAGUGGGCGGCGCUGGACAUGCACUACACCAUGAACACCGCGGCCGCCUGCCUCAUGUCCGCCAGCAGUCUGGGCGGCCUGGCGGUCUACUGGCUGGACAAGAGGGGCCACGUUUCGGGGAAGAACCCCACGCGGCUCCUGGACGUGGCGCUGCUGCUGGGCGCCUCCCUGGGCCAGAUGGUCAUCUGCUACUUCACCGCGGUCGCCGUGGUGGCCACCGGGAUCGCCGGGGAGACGGACGCGCUCAACCUGGCCUGCUCGCUGCUGACCCUGGCGCAGCUGUGCCUGCAGAACCUCUUCAUCAUCGAGGGGCUCCACCGGCAGCCGUUCGACGAGGCUCCCGCUCCCGCCGUGUUCGCCAACGCCCAGGCCCACGCCCUCGAAGGGACCCUCCCCCCAGCUGGCAUCGCCGUCAUCGAGACGAAAUCCCACUCGGUCGCCAUGCCCGAGCCCACGACUCAGCCUGGCCUGAGCCGGAGCUGGAAGAGAUGGGCUCUCAAGGAGAUAUGUGCCUUCCUGUUGCUCGGCAACAUCAUUCUCUGGAUAAUGCCCGCGUUUGGUGCACGCCCCCAGUUCGACAACCCGAUUGGUCUGGAAUUCUACAAGUCCACCAUGUGGGUGCCCAUCGUGAACAUCGCCUUACCCUUCGCCAUUUUCUACCGCAUGCAUUCAGUGGCCAGUCUGUUUGAGGUCUUUCUGAUCUCAUAACCCCCCCCCCCCCCGCCCCCUCCCCCCCGGAGCCAUAAGACAGCCGGACACAAACAACUGACCUUCCAUACACACAUGUAAAUAAGUCUGAAAAAUAAUAAUAAUUUGUAAAAUUACAUUUUACAUACCAAACGUUUUUUUAUACAACUUGUUUCGACACUGGUUUUGCAAAUACUGAAAAAGGGUUUGAAAUUUAAUGGAUGAAUAUUUCAUGUUUUAACUGAGGUCUGUUAUAAAUAUGAGUUACCUGAAAGUUCUCAUUUACAAAUAAUGUUAAAAAAAAUUAAAUGUCAGCUUGAUUGUAAACCGCACAGCUACUGAGAAAGAUGCCAGGGCUGCGGCUAAAUUAUGUUCUGUAUAUUUUGUAUCUUGAAACUCCAUUUUACAUAUGUAUAUAUUUUAUAUGUGUUAAUUGUAUUAUAUAAUUAACCCUGAUGAAUACAUUUUUGUAUGCACUUUUGAAAAUACACCAUUAACUGAAACUUGCACAUACAUUUUUGAAUGCACUUUUGAAAAUACACCAAUUAUACACCACUUAUAUAUACACCAAAUACACCACUUACUGAAACUUGCACAUACUCAUUCAUAUCACUGACUAUGUGUCCACAAUGUAUGAAGAUUUUCUGUCAAUAGCAAUAUUUGCACAGAAAGCUAUAUAUUAAAGUCGAAAUAAUGGCAUACAAUAUAAAAUAUACUACUUGCAGGUGGCUCAUUCAGUUAAGGCACAGUUUUUCUACAUGAGAGAGCAUUCCAAAUUGGGGGGGGGGAGAGAGGAGAGGGGAUUUGCAGUCCAAGUUAUGGGCGUGCGUGUGUGUGCAUAUAUACAGUGUACAUAUAAGGGUGGAUAAACCCUGUGUUUUCAACGCGUAAAGCUCGUUCAGGAAUAAUGGCAGCUGCAGCUGUGUCCUCAGCAGUGACCGAGUCAUCAGUGCCAGUUCAGCAGCUUCCUAUCACAAGCUUGUGACAGGCACAGUGAGCAAAGUGUAGCUAUUCAAUGACUGUUCCUGUUUGUUCGGGGGAACCUGGUACCUAGUGCAGGCCUCAAUCUCCACCUUUAUUUGUGCAGUGAAUAAAUAAGGUCUGAACUCUAUGGUUUGAGGCCUGGUCCACAUUAAGAUAAUGACAGAUGAGCCAGGGCUGUACAAGUUAAAAUUACUACUUGCCUCUGGUCCAUAAAAGGAUCAUGAUCACAAAUGUUGUAUUUCAUAUAUCUGUAUCACCUGUCACGAUGGCUAUUUUGAGAGAUGACUCCUUGUAAAUGUUUGAAUGAGUGAUUUGAUCUAUAAAUAAGAAAAUAUUUAACCAGA
Messenger RNA from Anguilla rostrata (American eel), 3265 nucleotides. RefSeq names its product otopetrin 2 (gene otop2). Gene Ontology annotation, biological process: proton transmembrane transport. The coding region runs from base 282 to 1958 and encodes 558 amino acids. Gene Ontology annotation, molecular function: proton channel activity. NCBI's taxonomy places the organism in Eukaryota, Metazoa, Chordata, Actinopteri, Anguilliformes, Anguillidae. The transcript is spliced from 6 exons. The record is from RefSeq and is a predicted model, not a curated record. Gene Ontology annotation, cellular component: membrane.